Molecule: messenger RNA, 766 nt
Organism: Manihot esculenta (cassava)
Lineage: Eukaryota; Viridiplantae; Streptophyta; Magnoliopsida; Malpighiales; Euphorbiaceae
Product: probable glutathione S-transferase
Exons: 2
Coding region: 1-663 (220 amino acids)
Biological process (GO): glutathione metabolic process
Cellular component (GO): cytoplasm
Molecular function (GO): glutathione transferase activity
Source: RefSeq, a predicted model, not a curated record
AUGGCAGAAGAAGUGAAGCUUUUCAAGACAUGGUCAAGCCCAUUUGGCUUAAGAAUUGUGUGGGCAUUGAAGCUCAAGGGCAUCCAGUAUGAAUCAAUAGAUGAAGACCUUACCAAUAAGAGCCCUUUACUUCUUCAAUACAAUCCUGUCUACAAAAAGAUUCCUGUGCUUCUGCAUAAUGGACAACCUAUUGUAGAGUCACUUAUAAUUCUUGAAUACAUUGAUGAGACAUGGAAGAAGAAUCCCUUGCUGCCUGAAGAUCCUCACAAGAGAGCUACCGCUCGCUUCCUGGCGAAAUUUGGCGAUGACAAGGUCAUGUCCUCAAUCUGGGCAAUAUUAACCAAGGAAGGAAAAGAGCAAGAAGAAGCUUCUGUUCAGGCCAUUGAGAACCUGAAAUUCUUAGAGGAAGAACUAAAAGGAAAGAGAUUCUUUGGUGGAGAAGGGAUUGGAUUUCUUGAUAUUGCACUGGGUUGGCUUGCCAAUCUGGUCCCUGUAUUGGAAGAGAUACUUGGUUAUGAAGUCAUAGAUAAAGCAGGGUUUCCAUUUUUAUCAGAAUGGAUGCUAGAGUUUUCAAGUUUUCCUGAAAUUAAAGAAAACUUGCCUCUUCAUGACAAGCUAGUUACCAAGUUUCGUGCCUACCUUGCAGCAGCACCUGACAAAUGAACCUGUUCAUUGUAGGCAUUGAGAAAGUAAAUCAUUUGAAUUAUCAGAAAAUAAGCUCAAACACCUGUAUGAUUGUUUUGGUUAAAUUUGGCAUACCUUGUGC